This is a messenger RNA of Enhydra lutris kenyoni (northern sea otter), 2438 nucleotides long. RefSeq names its product eukaryotic translation initiation factor 4E binding protein 3. Gene Ontology annotation, molecular function: eukaryotic initiation factor 4E binding. Gene Ontology annotation, biological process: negative regulation of translational initiation. Gene Ontology annotation, cellular component: cytoplasm. The transcript is spliced from 3 exons. NCBI's taxonomy places the organism in Eukaryota, Metazoa, Chordata, Mammalia, Carnivora, Mustelidae. The coding region runs from base 1070 to 1375 and encodes 101 amino acids. The record is from RefSeq and is a predicted model, not a curated record.
CAGGAAAAUCUGAUGAAGUCAGAACUGAAGUAACAUUAAUACUCUUAAAUGCAAGAUAUCUGGUGGUCUGCACUUAAUGGGGGGAGGGGUGGUAAUACUGAUCUUGAGGAAAUUGGAAGACUACUUGAUCAAAUCAAGAUUUUUAGUAUAUGUAUGUACUAGGCUUAAUACUUUCUCUUCCACCACCCCUCUCCUGCCUCCUUUCAUAUCACAGUGUCUACAGCAAAAAAUCCCCAAAGGCCAGACUCUCUGAUCUUCCUUCCCAGGGGACUAAAGACCAAGUCCUCCUCACCAGUCCUCUGCCCUUCCUUAGUUUCCCGAGGUUAGCUGUGGCAGCAAGAUCAAAGAACAAGCCUCUGUCCCACAACAUCUAUUCAUUAUUCUGUCCAGGUAUCACUUCUUCCAAAGAGGCCACCCCCUCUCCCUGACCUUCCCCUUCCUGCUGUGCAAGAGACCAUCUGCCACUUUUUUACCCUCUCCUGUAAUUAAUUAAUGGGAGGCAGUCCCCAGCUGUGCUGAAGAGCACAGGCUUUGGGAUCAGAUACAUUCAGGUCUGAAUCCCAGUUCCCCCUCCUGCAAGAUAUGACUUUCCUCACCUGUACAAUGUGGCUAAUAAUAGUACUUUAUUUACUAAUCUUUCCUUUCCUCACCUGUACAAUGUGGCUAAUAAUAGUACUUUACUGUCCAAAACUGUUAAGAGAAAUGGGUGAAUUAACACAUGACAGUAACCUGUUAAUACCUCCCUGGUCCCCGGCGCCCUGUUCAAACAGUAGAUAGUAAAUAGCUGAGUGGCUGCAGCUCUCAGAGUCUGACUGGCCUAUAUUGAGCCUGGAGGAACGGGAGGGCCGGUGCGGGACGGACUGCUUUCAACUCUCGCCUAGUCGGGCUUGCCCCCUCGCGAGUAAGGCGGGACCGUCGGAUUGAGUGACGGCUCGUGGCCCGCCCCGGGCGUGACGUCGUCCUGGUGUUGUUGCUGCGGUCGCACGUGGUCUACUGAGUCUGCUUCAGAGUUAGCUGCGCUCCGCGUCCUCGGCGCCAGCCGAUUGCCUUCCUGCUCGUCCCGCUCGCUAUGUCCACCUCCACGAGCUGCCCAAUUCCCGGGGGCAGGGAUCGGCUGCCCGACUGCUACAGCACCACGCCGGGGGGCACGCUAUACGCCACUACCCCGGGAGGCACGAGGAUCAUCUACGACCGAAAGUUCCUGCUGGAGUGCAAGAACUCACCCAUUGCUCGGACGCCCCCCUGCUGCCUCCCCCAGAUUCCCGGGGUCACAACACCUCCAACAGCCCCACCCUCCAAGCUGGAGUUGCUGAAGGAGCAGAAGGAGACAGAGGAAGAGAUACCCGAUGACGCACAAUUUGAAAUGGACAUCUAAUCCAGUGCAGAUGAUCCUGUGUGGAAUUAGAGGAAUCCCUCAUACCGCUGCUGCCAUCACCUCUUCCUGGUGUAUUCCAAACACCAGGUGGCCUCAUAUAAUCUGGAAGGGAGGGACUUGUUGGUUUCGGGCCUCCCUUAGUUCUGAGGCAGCUAGACCAGGGAUAGGAGUGGGCAACUUGACAAGCCCUUAGCUCUACUUUCCCUUCGGUCUGUAGGUACUCCUCCCAACCCCGAGCCCUCCAUCAGGGGGACUGAGGGAUGGAGUAUGUCACUGAUUGCUUAGUAAAAGUUCAAAGAAAUGCUUUGACUCCGGUGUUCUCAACACUGCCUUUCCUAUCUCAGCCACACAGCCAAAGGCCCCAGGAGACCUAGUUAGGAUCACAGGUCCCAGGUCCCUUCCAAGCUGUCAAUGGGCCCACCUCCAAUGGCAAUUAGAGCCUAAGGCAGGCUAUGGGGGCAGGCUACAGCAGCUGCCAAACCAUAAACAGCAAUACCCUGACCCCCGCCAAGGGCUGUUCCAGCCUUUCCAGGAAGCAGCCUUCCUGGAAUUGGGCCUCUCCAGCAGUCCCUCCCUGUCUAUUCCAAAGCAGGAAAAAAGAGGCACUGCCCUAGAGUUUAACCUUCUCCAGUCUCUCCCCAUGCCUUUUCUGCAUCCCACCUGUAAGUAUUGUCCCCUAUUCCAACACUGAAAGCCUGUAUUCUCCCUUCUCAGCAUGAUUUGAACCUCUGGUCCCUUCCAUCUGGCUCUCAUGUCCUCAGAGGGUUAGAAGAGACGUUAGGGCCCAAAAUGAGGGAGCUCAUUUGGUGAGUCAGAGUCAUGCCCCUACCCCUGACCAUCCCCCAGCCCCCCAAAAAGUCACAAUCCCAUGUCAGCAAUCUAGUCUUUUUCUCCUUCAAUUUAUACCACUGUGUUCUAAUCUCUGUAGCACUGUAUAUCUCAAAGGUGACAGUGCAAACAGGACAGUCUCCUUUCCUUGAGGGAAAAAUCUCCCCUGCUAUUUGAGCCUCUGUUCUUAUGCUGAAAUGAAAUUAUCCAAAAAUAGAGAUACUCAGCCCAGCAA